CUUACACAUAUCUCAGAGUGUGAUGUAGAUCCGACACAUCCAUGGAACGAGAGCCAGUACAUGGUAUACGUUGAUGAUUUUGGUUUAUACAAACCUGGGCUGCUGCUAAUCGAAAUGGUGGAUGACGUUAUUUAUAUAUCCCCCCUUUAUAGCUAUUAUAUGAGAGAUCGGGAGCGAGGGGAUCGCCGAUUUAUCUUUGAUGAGUUAUGCAGUCGUAGUGAACGUACAUAGGUCGAAGGAGCUCGUC
This is a messenger RNA of Kockovaella imperatae, 247 nucleotides long. RefSeq lists its product as hypothetical. NCBI's taxonomy places the organism in Eukaryota, Fungi, Basidiomycota, Tremellomycetes, Tremellales, Cuniculitremaceae. The record is from RefSeq and is a predicted model, not a curated record. The transcript has a single exon. The coding region runs from base 61 to 231 and encodes 56 amino acids.